This is a messenger RNA of Paracoccidioides lutzii Pb01, 447 nucleotides long. RefSeq lists its product as hypothetical. The transcript is spliced from 2 exons. Bases 1 to 447 code for a protein of 148 amino acids. The record is from RefSeq and is a predicted model, not a curated record.
AUGGCUGGUGGCAUUGGUCGUCUUGCAGAUUAUAAACCCUUUCGUGAUUUUCUAUGCUCUGUGUGCCAAAAGUUCGAACAGGUCUAUCUUAUGCUGGGAAACCAUGAGCUUUUUGGUGUCUCUCGCGAAGAAGGUCUUAAGCCUGCAGAGAAACUGCAAAACGACUCUGAGCUGAAAGACAAGUUGACUGUCAUGAAUCGAAAGCGGGCAGAUCUGGAAGACGUCACCCUUCUAGGAUGUACUCUUCACUCACACAUACGUCCAGAAUCAGGAGAUUUCGGUGAAGUCCUUGAUUCGCAUCGACAGCUCAGGUCGCAGCUCUACCGUUACCGCAGUUCAGAGGUGCUGUCCCAUAGUUACACGUCGCGACAGGACCGUUUGAGGAUGAAAUGGACAUCUACGAAGAAUGGUGCCAAGUCUCACUCUUCUGCUUGCGAAAGCGAUUGA